AUGGAGAAGCUGACCAGUUGGGUCGGUUUGGGUUCUGAGGUGUUCCCAAACGAGCUCAUGCAUGCUGUUCGAACAAAGGAUGAAGGUGUCCUUGGCCGUGGUAAGAGUUCUUUGAUUCUGCAGAACUAUGUGGACUUCGUAUCAGCAAUCGGGUGUCGAAGCUACUGCUUGCUUCAUGGUGAUAGUGAUUCGUUUGAGGAUCUCAAGCGGGUUGCUUUGAAGUAUGACAGCGAGUUUGGCGAAGGUGUUGAUCUUACUGGAGAUCAAGGUUGGACUGAGCCAGAGUCUGAGGCUCAUGUGAGCUCGGUGAUGCGGCAACUCAACGAGAUCGUUGAUGAGGUUCGACGGGAUUGGAUUCCGCCGGCCCAGGAUGAGUUUGUUAUGACCCGAGAGGCAAGUGUCAAAGUUCGGAUGGCCGAAUUGGAGCAUAGGAUCGCGAGUGAUCUCGGUGAGAUGCUGGGGAAGGAUCUGCCAGGAUCGGUGAACUUACUGAGAGGACCUCAGGUGAAUGGAGUGAGUAGCCUGAACAACGAUCAAAUGGCCAACUGGUGGCUCAUUGAUUCUGGUGCUUCGGUGACAGUGAUUGCCAAGAAGUUUCUCGAUGACUUCACGGUGAUGUCGAGGAUGCCUUUGUGCCCAAGCGAGAGGUAUUCAGCGGCAAAUGAACGGGAUUCGUAUAUUGGAAUGGUCCCUGUGAUGGUGACUGGAGUUGUAGCUGACGUUGGUCACAACAUCUUGAGCACUGAGCACAUGGUUGCUACCGGCUGGGAAGUGAAGUUUUCGAAGGCGGAGAUUUCGCUUCGUCGGGUGAAAGGAGGAUUGGUUGGAUAUGGACAGUCCUGGGCCGGAUGCCCAUGGAUUUAUCUGCAAGGUGCAGACAUGUCAACCAAGAAAGUGACCUUUGGAAGGACACAUGUUAAGAUGGAUGUAGACCAAGAGGAUUCGUCAAGUCCCAUGGAAGUUGGGAACGUGUCGGCUAUGACGGUGAAGAUGAAAGAGGAACUCGAAGUUCAUCGGAUGCGAGGACAUAUCCCUUUCAUGCCUGGGUGUCCCCAUUGUCAAAAGACAAGAGGUGUGACGCAACAUCGGAGAGGCAAAGAUGUGGGUAAUCGCCCUGUGGAGCUGCAAGCAGACUUUUGUUACAUCAACUUGGUUACUGGUACCUUUGUCAAGGACCAGCCCAACGCACCCAACAUGAAGAUUUUGGUGAUGACUGAGAUGUCUACCAGAAUGGUUGGUUGUGCCCUUGUCGGGACAAGUGCGGAUCACACAUCGACUUGGAUUCGGUACUGGAUGAAUGCUUUUGGGUUGACUACUGCCGGAUCUGCGGUGUUACUUCGGACUGAUAGUGAAACAGCUGUCAGCGCGUUGAUUCGCCGGGCGAAUCUUGGGAUUCGGGUUGUGACUCAGAAAGCGCCACCGCAAGGACAUGAAUCUGUUGGUGGAGUUGAAAGAGCAGUUCGGACUUUGAAAGAGCUGUUCAGCACGAUCAGGCUUGACCUGAGAGCCCAAGGGUAUGAUCUGAAGCGCAGUCCACGUGCGUUUGAACUAGGUUUGGUCUACUGUGCUGCCAUGCACAAUCAUCAUUCGGCUGCGUUUGAUGGAAAGAAGUCUCCUCAGGAGUUGGUUUUGCAGAGACCACUGGCGGAGUGUGCAUCCACGUUGAUCGGGAUGACGGUACUUGCGGAAUUACCGGAUAGUAUGAAGAAGACUUCUUUGUCGAGAUUCGUGGAAGCAGCUUACUUGUAUCCAGAAGUUGGUGGCUUGACCCAUGUGGUGAGUUCUAUGGUGAAUGGGACACCACAUCACUAUCGGGCGAAGUCGAUAAAGCAUAUCACUCCUCUGAAGGUUGGAAUGGAGCAUUGUGGACAUUUGCUCAAGGCCUAUGAUCCUAGCGAUACAUUGGCACCUCCCAUCUUGAAAGAGUUGGAUGAUGGGAUACCUUCUGAAGUUGAGGGUGAAGUCGACAAAGCGUUUGAAGGAAAGGUGUCACAAGGACCUACCACAGACAUGAGUCAGGUAGGACCACCUGCGGCAUGGGUACGAGAGCAUGGAGGAACACCUGGAUGUCCAGCGUGUGGUGAGAAGCGUGGAAAAGCCAAUCACAAUGCUGCCUGCAAACGGCGGUAUGAUAAGUGGUUGAAGGACCAACGUGAGAGGUUGGUUGUUGAAGGGGAGCAAGAGACGGUUGGAGGUGAACCUGGAUCUAGUUCAGGAUCGACCGCGGCUCCGAAGGUUUCUUCAGAAGCGAGAAGCUCUGAGGAUGCGGGGGUGCCUCUUGCCAGUGCACCUUCGUUGAAGCGUCCAAAGACCAGUCAUGAGACUACCGGCCUGGAAGGCGAAGAGCCCUCAGCGGCGUCCAAACCAGAUGUGAUUGAUGUGGAGAUGUUUGAGGACCCAAGUAUUCCUUAUGAAAACAUUCCAGAUGAGGAGAUGCCUCCGGGAUACUUUGAAGAUGAACAGCCUAUGGAGAUUGACAAGGGAGUAGCUGAAGAGGCUGCGGCAAUGAACGUCGAGUCUGAAAGUUUUACCAGUGCUUGUGAAGAAGCAAGUGCGCCGAAGUUAGCCAAAGUGGUGAAUGCUGUUCUGAUUGAAAAGAACACGGUGUAUCCCGAGCAAGUCCAGAUGUGUGGAUCGAAAGUUUGGUUGGCCAAGAUGAAGAGUGCGUUGUCUGAGCUGGAUGGGUGUCCAUUGGACGUAUCGUCAGCUAUGGAGGGCACAUGCGUUUGCCAAGAAGCAUGGGAUAAGGAUCAUCCCUACACGAUGGGUCUGAGUGCGACCACGCCGUCGUUGGAAGCUUUGCGAACUCUCUUGGCCAUUGCUGCCAAAGAUUCGAUGGAUAUUGCUACCCUGGAUGUCUCGACUGCAUUCUUGCAUUCCCCCUUGCCGAAAGGCGAAAAAGCAGUGAUUAUGUUGCCGCGGGAUGUGAGUUCAAGAUCUGACUAUUACGCCCCGGUGUAUAUGAUCCUUGAUCAGGCGAUGAACGGAUUGAGAGUAGCCGCCAAGGCAUGGAACUUGAAGUUGGCGAAUUUGGGCACCGCAAGCGUCUCUGGGAAGGAGAUCAGUGCUGAACUUAGAGCGAUUUUAACCGCUGUUCAGGAAAGUGAAGGACUGGCAACGCUGAUUGGACAAUUGGCUGGGUCCAAAGUCGAGAUUAGGUUGCACACUGAUAGUUCGUCGGCACGGGCUGUGUUGCUGAAUCGGGGUUUGAGUCGACGAGUUCGACAUUUGGACAUUGCUGUAUGUUAUCUUCAAGAGAGGAUCCAAGAGGCACAAACCCUCAAGGUCCUUUGGUGUCCUACGUCAGCUAUGGUGGCUGAUAUCAUGACGAAGUGUUUGAGUUGGGAGAUUUUCUUGAGACACCAACAAGCUUUAGGGAUUUUUGAAGAUGAGAAUGUGCAGCAAGUUUGGAGGAUUUGCGGAAUUCGGUUCUCUCGCAGCGACUCUGGUUCAAGCGCCACGCAAGCUAGCCCAUCUGUGGAAGUCGUACCUUUGUUGAAGGACGACAUGACGGAUUCAAAGGCGGAUACCCAGAAGGGAUCCGUGGAGGCACCAUAUUGGUGCAAGCAAUGCAAAUGGCUGUUUAAGACAGACCAUUCCCAUGGACUGGGAUGGACGGAUGAGUACAAGCCCAGGUGUGAGAAGUGCCAGGGCGUGAUAAGUGUUUGGGGAUCCAAUGCCUCCCACGCCUUUCAUCUCCGAGAGGGAGAGAAAGAGAAGCGGUUUCCGAAAGGCGGCAAAGGGGAAGGCAAGUCAUCCCAGUGGGUGCAUGGCGAUGGUGGAAAAGGUGAUGGCACCAAUCUGGGUGAAAGCCCGAUGGUGAAAGUUACGCCAAAGCCUGAAGGGCCACCGAGUGUGGCAACUAUGUUUCCAGAGCUUAAUGGGAGUGAGGUGCCAGCAUGGUACACUGAGCUCUGGGGGAAGAUGGGCAUCCGAGGAGUCCCUCUUGAUCAGGUGGAUCUCCAACCUUUGUUGGAAUCCUUGCCGGCUGAGGAUCAGGAGUGGUAUAAGAAGAGCUUUGAGAAGCUCAGCCACCCGAACUUUGCUGUGUUUGAGCAUGGGGAUCCGAUGCCGGGUAAAGUGGUGACAGUCCUGGAUAUGAGAUCGCAGUCUGGUGGCAAGUCUGUCAUCUGGGAGACAACUGUGAAUGGAGGUUGCAUCUACGUUGAAAUGGGCCCGGGGUUGAGUGGUUUGGCAGUGCUCAUGUUUGUGCAGUACCUGAAGAGGAAGGGGUUCUUGGUGCUUAUCCUUUUGAGUGGGCAUCAGGACCCAGGGAUCUUGCGGAUGAUGGAUCUGCUUUACACACUUCCCAUCCUGGGAGUGGAGAGUUGCACAAAGGGUGAUCUGGAAACCACCUCCCAUCCUCCCUGGGUGUGCCGAUGGAAAGAGCAUGCUCAGAAUGGCAACGUGGUGUUCAAGGCGGUGUGCUGGAUGUCUGAUUUGACAUGCCAGACACUCAAGGCUUUCGACUCUAAGGUGAAGGACCUCGGGAAGCCGUUGCCUCUGUGGGCCUACUUUGCGUACACCAACAAUGAUGUGGUGAAGGAAAGUUUGAUUGUGGAAUGCGAUCACAUGGCUGUGCAGGUUCCCAAUGGGGUGCUUGAGAGCCUCCGUGAGCCUAUGAUCUGGCAGUGUGACUGCGCGUGGCAUAUGGCCACGGACUACACAAGCAGGUUCACUACGAACCUCCCGUGCAUCCUGUGGGAGCACAUCUGGAAGUUUUUGGGUGGGAACACUCAGAAGCUGAUGGAUGUUGAGCUCGGUUUGGAACAGGCUGUGUUAGCAGCCGUGGCUUCGCAUGACCUCGAGGUGGAAACUGAGAACAAGAGGAAGAGGCGUGCGGAGUUGGAUGCAGCUGAGGAGGAAGCGGCUAAGAAGGCCAAAACGGAGCAACCAGCUCCAAGCUCACCUGCACCUCCGGUGCUUGAUGGAGCUAUGAUUGCGCAGAUCGCUGCAAUGGUAACAGCGAGUCUGAGUGUUGGUGACUUGGAGAAGCUGCUGGAUGAGAAGAGACGGGCAUCUGCUUCUGGCAGUGCUCAGGGAUCUGAGCAUAGCGGUGCUCAGCAGGACCAGCAGAUGGGCCAACGGGUUGCUGAGUUGGAUCAGAUGAGGGAUGCGGCACAGGAGCGCCGAUCCCAGCUGGUUGAGAAAGCCUCUGAGAAAGCUGAUGAGGUGAAGGAUGCAGCUGAUCUGAAGUGA
Messenger RNA from Symbiodinium sp. CCMP2592, 5199 nucleotides. Lineage: Eukaryota; Dinophyceae; Suessiales; Symbiodiniaceae. The record is from the annotation of a GenBank genome assembly.